CCACCUUCAACAUGGCCUCCCCAACGAUUCACAUCCUAGGAGAUGACCCCAAUACCACCCAUCGGCUGAACGCAUGCGCUUACCAGCAGUCCGCCAUCACCACAUUCAAUGGAUGGCAGUAUGCAGCCUUCUACACGUCUGUGUCUCGACCACACUCGGCCGCACGGCGCGUCACCCUUGCUCGACGAGCCAUCCAUACCUCCUCCUGGCAAUAUCUCAUCUUCGAAGACUACGAGCAAACCACAGACGAUGGACAUAAUACGAUCUCAAUCGGGAUCUGUGCCGGAGAUGCAACAAUCCAUCUUUCAUUCGACCAUCACUGCGAUAUACUCAAAUAUCGCAUCUCUCGACCCGGUCUCGCCACCGACACAGAUGAAUCGAGCUGGAUAGCAGGCUAUUUCAGCCCCAUUCAAAGCCACCUCCCAGGUCAAGGUCCCAACUCUCUGAAAGAUGUCACGUAUCCCCGUUUUAUCCCAGCCGGUGAUGAUAUUUAUUUUGAAUGUCGGAUUGGAAACCACCAGACCGCGAAGUUCACGCCCCUCGGUGCCUACUUAGUAGGGCAUAAGUGCAAUCCAUACCCGAAUGGAGUGUCAUAUCAUCCAGAAAGCAACAAUCUCCAUGUCACCUGGACAAACCGCCAUUUCAUCGACUAUGAAGGCUCGCAUGACCAGACAUCUACAGCGCAUAAAGCACAAGCUGGGCCAAAUGGGCCCGAAAAUAAUGAGGGCCUCUAUCACUCGUACAGCCCUGAUGAUGGGGUUACCUGGGUCAGUUCGAAUGGGGGGUUAGUGACAUCGCUGUCCACCGACAAUGCAACUGGCUUGGGCUCUCAGGAUACUAGACUUCGAGUGAAAGAUAUCCCGCGAGAUAGCGGGAUCAUGAACCAAGAAGCUCAGUAUGUUGAUGUCCAUGGCGGUGUUCAUGUCCUAAACCGGGAGAAUACCAGCGGCCAGGAGAAGUGGGUUCAUUAUUAUCGUGAGCCAAGGACGGGUGGAUGGUCAAUCUAUGAGAUUCCAAGUGUCUUUCCGACUGCUACGGGGCCUAGAGGGAAGGUAGUUUAUUGUGGACGGACAAAUGCGGUGUAUCUUGUCCUUCCGUCAAAUACGGCGCAUGAAUUGAUCAUCGCUCGAAUUAAGGGAGACAUGCAGUCCUCAGAGCGAGAUUUUGAGAUUCUAUGGAAAGAGGAAGGGUACGUUGGAGAGCCUCUGGUAGAUGAAGAAGCUUUCCUACAGUUCGGGAUACUGUCUAUAUUCAUCCUGCUGGAGAAACUCCCCACGGAGAGAAAAAUUGCCGUUUUGCAGUUCAACGUGGAUGACCUAGCUAGAUUGUGA
Aspergillus melleus is the source of this 1331-nucleotide messenger RNA. Its product is annotated as BNR repeat-containing protein. Bases 12 to 1331 code for a protein of 439 amino acids. The record is from RefSeq and is a predicted model, not a curated record. Lineage: Eukaryota; Fungi; Ascomycota; Eurotiomycetes; Eurotiales; Aspergillaceae. The transcript is spliced from 2 exons.